AUGUCGUUCGUCAGUGGUACCACGGAUACCGAGGCGGCACAAAAGUUUCUCGAAGUGCUGCAGAACGAUUUUCGUAAUCUAUCGCUCGAGACGAAGAAAAAGUUUCCACAGAUCAAAGAGUCCUGCGAGGAAGCGAUCCUGAAAUUGAAAUCGGCAGGUGCAAAUCCACAAACACCUGUCUACUAUGUGGUCAACCAGAUUCUUUACCCACUGGUACAGGGAUGCGAGUCGAAGGAUUUGAAAAUAAUCAAAUUUUGCCUCGGCAUGAUGCAGCGGCUCAUCACACAACAGGUGGUGGAUCAGAAGGGUGCGCGCUACAUCACCGACACCCUCUGGAUGCUGAUGGAGAACGGUACGGAAGAGGUGAAGGUACUGCAGAGUGUCACGCUACUGCUCACCACAAACACGGUCGUGCACGGGGAGACGCUAGCAAAAACGCUGGUUCUAUGCUUUCGGCUACACUUCACGAAAGACUCGACCACGAUCAAUACGGCCGGUGCGACCGUCCGGCAGCUAGUUUCGCUUGUGUUUGAGCGCGUUGUCGCCGAGGAAGCGGAAGCGGACGCUAAUCAGGACGAACGGCGUGAGGUGAAUCUGGAGGAGUUGAAACUAGCGACGGGGGUCGCACCGAAAGGUUUGCUACCGUGCGCGGCCGAUGCAUUUUUACUGUUCCAGGAUCUGGUACAGCUAGUCAACGCUGACCAACCCUACUGGCUGCUCGGCAUGACGGAGAUGACCCGCACAUUCGGACUGGAAUUGCUCGAGUCCGUUCUCACGCAGUAUACAUCGGUGUUUUACAGGAAUCCCGAAUUUAGCUUUCUGCUGAAAGAGCGCGUCUGUGCGCUGGUGAUAAAACUCUUUUCGCCCAACAUAAAAUAUCGCACCAUCGCCCCGCAGGCCGGUGUAGGCGGUGCAGGAGUACAACCGGGCGGUGGUGCACCACACGACAAACCGUACUUCCCCAUCAGUAUGCGGCUGUUGCGUGUGGUUUCGAUACUGAUCCAAAAGUAUCACAGUCUGCUGGUGACGGAGUGUGAAAUCUUCCUAUCGCUCAUCGUAAAGUUCCUGGACCCGGACAAGCCGGCAUGGCAGAGAUCACUCGCGCUGGAAGUGCUGCACAAGAUGACCAUUCAGCCGGAACUGCUCAUCUCAUUCUGUCGGUGUUACGAUCUCAAGGAUCACGCGACGAACAUCUUCCAGGACAUUAUCAAUUCGCUCGGGACAUACGUGCAGAGUUUGUUCAUCAAUCCGCAACUGCUCAGCGCGUCGCUUGGAACCAGCGGUGUCGGAGGAGGUAGUGGUGGUGGUGGGAGUGGAGGUGGUGGAAGUGGUAGUGGUAUCGGAGGAACCUCUGGACAGCAGUCGCAGCUGAUGGGCGGUAUGCCCGUAGGGCCGGGAAUCUCUCCUCAGCCCGGUUUCAUUUUUCGCGGUGUGUUCCUCCCGCUCGUGGUCACAUUUCCGAGCGGGCAAUCAAAGUCUACCUUUCUGGAGAUGCUGGACAAGAUGGAACCACCGCCCAUCCCGGAUGGGUAUGGGAUAUCGGUGGCGUACGCCUGCCUGCUCGACAUUGUACGCUCGAUUUCGCUCUCGAUACAGGGUCCAUCCCAGCUUGGUGAGGAAACUCCGGCACCCUAUCUGCAGCGGGUCAGCGAAGCGGACAAGGCACUGCACAUUCAGCUGAUACACUCAAGCUGGCUGGGAUUACUGACGGCGCUGGGUCCACUGAUUGAUGCCGCGACGGAUGAAUCCUCCACAGAGAGCGUGCUGAAGGCAAUCCAAAACUUUGCGGCGUUGUGCGGUCUGCUGGAACUGCACACGCCUCGGGAUGCCUUCAUUACGGCGCUUUGCCGUGCCUCCCUGCCACCGCAUUACGCGUUGUCGGUGCUGAACGUGAACUAUCAGGGUAACGCGUUCAAAUCCCACAUGCGCCUGGGAAGCCAGGACAUGACGGCGGCGGGCAUUGGCUAUCACGGAGGUACCUACGCGGACAUCGAUCAGCAGCAGCAGCAACGGCACCCAGUGGUGGCCGUUGGUACGCCGCUCCCAACGUCCUCACUUCCCGUCGGUGCCCACCAGGGACCGGUGUUGUUGACCGCUAAAAAUCUGCAGUGCAUGCGCUCGGUACUGCAUCUGGCCCACUGUCACGGUAGCAUACUGGGCAGCUCGUGGCACAUUGUGCUCACCACCUUGCAGCAUUUAGCUUGGAUCCUGGGGCUGAAGCCCUCGACCGGUGGAAGUCUGCAGGCCGUUCAGAAGCCUCCGACCGAUGCGAACUCCAUCACCCAAGUCAUGACCGACCUGCCGGUUCUGUCGACGAUGCUGAGUCAGUUGUUCGAAUCCAGUCAGUAUUUGGACGACGUGGCACUGCACCAUCUCAUUGACGCACUGUGCAAGUUGUCGCACGAAGCGAUGGAACUGGCGUACAAUAACCGCGAGCCGUCACUUUUCGCAGUGGCAAAGCUGCUGGAGACGGGCCUCGUCAAUCUGUCCCGUAUCGAGGUGCUGUGGCGCCCACUAACAAACCACCUGCUGGAAAUCUGUCACCAUCCGCACAUUCGUAUGCGAGAGUGGGGCGUAGAAGCGAUUACGUAUCUGGUUAAGGCCGCCCUGCAGUACAAAUACGAAAGACCCUUGAAGGAGAAUCUUAAGCUGCAAACGUUACUGCUGGGACCGCUGUCGGAACUGUCGUCGGUCCCGCACGGUGACGUACGGCAACGUCAGCUGGACUGUGUGUUGCUCGUUCUGAAUGGGGCGGGUGAAACAUUAUCGCAUGGUUGGCCGCUAGUGCUCGGUAUUAUCGGUGCCGUCAGCGAUCAUCACGGUGAAACGUUGAUCCGUAUCGCUUUCCAGUGUUUGCAGUUAGUUGUUACAGAUUUUCUACCCGUCAUGCCGUGGCGUUGUCUCCCGUUGUGCGUCAACACAGCGGCAAAGUUUGGUUCACAAACUCAGGAGCUGAACAUUUCACUGACCGCCGUUGGGUUGAUGUGGAAUAUUUCAGAUUACUUCAAUCAAAAUCAGGAGAAACUGUCGCAAACCGUUUGCGACGAUAUGUCGGUGCUACCGGACUUCCCGGGUACGUUAAACAUGCCCCACUUCGACCGCUUGUGGAUGUGUUUGUACGCCCGGCUGGGUGAUCUGUGCGUGGAUCCGCGUCCAGCCGUAAGGAAAUCGGCGGGCCAAACUCUUUUUUCGACCAUUUCGGCACAUGGCGCUCUGCUGAAUCCACCGACCUGGCAGGCCGUCCUGUGGCAGGUGCUGUUUCCGCUGCUGGAUAAGGUGCGGGCUCUGUCCAGCUGUGCCAGCAACGAGAAGGUCGACACCAGUGGAAACAUUCUUAUUCAUCAUUCGCGUAACACGGCCCAAAAGCAAUGGGCCGAAACUCAGGUCCUCACACUGUCCGGUGUGUCGAGGGUAUUCAACACAAAGCGUGCACUGCUGCAGAUGUUGGGUGAUUUUCCCCGCGCUUGGGCACUGCUGUUGGAAUUUAUUGAAAACUCUGCGCUCAGUAAAAGCAACGAAGUGUCACUAGCGGCGCUAAAAUCGUUCCAAGAAAUCCUCUAUAACCGUCCCGCAGUACCUGCUGCAGGUGGAGCGACAUCCGGUUCGACGGGUGGUGGUGCCGGAGAUGAAGCUGGUGCGGUACGAACGUCAUCCGCAUCCGCUGAAGCGGACAUUUGGAACGUUGCGUGGCGUGUUUGGUUAAAUAUUGGUGCCGAAAGUACUAAACCUCCAUCUCUCGGUGACCUCUCCGAGAAGGGUGCCGGUGUAGGUGGUAAUAACGGCAGUGGCACUGAAGAUCUAUAUAUCCCAAGCCAAGCCUUCUUGACCGCCCUGGUACACAUCUUUCCUGCACUGUUUCAGCACAUACGAGCGCGUUUCAAUAGUAAAGAUCUGACGCAACUCUGUGCAGUGUUGAUGAACGCUGUGGCCGUUCCAGUACACAGCGAUUCCACGCCUUACAUUAUGUCCACUAUAUCGGAUUCGUUGUUGACACCCUUGCACGACGGAGUGCUCGACUGCAUGGAGUUGCUUCAGAAGGAAGCCAUCCACGGUGGUGGCGGUGGGAGCGGAAUAAAAAAUAUGAUAUCGGCCAUUUUUAAGCAAUUGUUAAGUUUCAGUAAAUUUGCCUGUGCUCCACCGAGCUUUGACCGCGUUGAAACACGACCUCUAAAAACGUCGAGAAGUGGGAGCGGUGGCACGGGCACAAACACUGGAAACAGUAACACCGGCGGUCUCAUUCACCCCGUAUCAUCCACAACCAAUGCGAACGGUGUCGAAUGGGUCAGCAUGAAUUACAUUCCGUUCGGUGAGAAAGCACUCACCGUUGCAGUAAAGCUUUACCAACAGACAGCCAACGAUGUGGCGGUGAUUGAGGGACAAAUACUGCACGAAAUUAUCAAAGCGCUCCAUCUGCCACUGUCGCUGAAAUAUAAGUGCAUGUCCUCGAGCACAUGGAAGUUGGCUAUUUCGAGCCUAAUCAGUGUGCUGCAUACCGGGUUACCAGUGGCACGGAAACACCCGAAACAGUUCGCCUCUAUGUGGAAAGACUUGGCGGAUACAUUGGAUCAGUUUUUGUUUACAAAAAGCAUUUGCAUCGUCGAGGAUCGCGGGCUCGAUGAACUUAUCUUGGAUGAAACAAUCGAUUGUCAGGUGAUUGAGCUGAUACGCGAUGAAAUUCUCCCAUACAGCCAAGAGAUUCCGCAACAGUUCAUCUUGGACGCGGUGGUAAUCUUGAACAAGGGUUCUAUCCAUUCGGCAACAACCGGCAGCACACCGUUUGCCGGGUGUGAAACAGAGCUUAAACUACGCGAAGAGUUUGCAAAGACGUGCUUUGAGACGUUGCUUCAGUUUUCGCUGCUGGAAGAUCGUGUCGGUACAGUGGCUGCCGGUGCAGUCGACGAAAAGGAUACUAAUCAGGUGAACAAUAACUCCACCAUAUGCGACGGCCAGGGCAGUAAAACGUCCGAGGGAGGUAUCGCGGGACAGUUAGCAAUAACGGCAUUGCUGCACCGGUUUGAGGAAGUUCUUAGAAAGUUCAACGAAGACGAACGGUUGAGUGGUAAAUUUCCCUUACCGAGGUAUCGUUUAUCGGAAAUUUCGUUCGUGUUAAAAGCCGUCGCUACUCUUGUGAUAUCCAUGAAAAAAGCGCCCCCAGCUAAAGUUGGUACAACCGCCUGGGAGCAACUGAUAAGUCUAUAUCCCUAUCUGGUCGAUUGUACAACUACCAGCUCAGCCGAGGUAUCCCGUUCCCUGCGUGAGGCGUUGCUGCAAUACUGUGAUUUGCUGCGACCACCCUCGUGCGUGUCCACCGGUGCUGCAGAUGCAAAUGGUCACACUGGAUCAGGACAUAGCAACGCCCUGACGACGACCAAUAACAAUGAGAUUGUGAACACAAACGGUAUCAGCCACUGUUAG
Molecule: messenger RNA, 5415 nt
Organism: Anopheles marshallii
Lineage: Eukaryota; Metazoa; Arthropoda; Insecta; Diptera; Culicidae
Gene: mon2
Product: protein MON2 homolog
Exons: 8
Coding region: 1-5415 (1804 amino acids)
Source: RefSeq, a predicted model, not a curated record